AUGGCCUUACAGACCCUGAUAGCCCUCGUAUUUGCCUUCAUAUCUAUCAGGACAAGGCAAUCUGAUCCAGAGAAGGGUCCGGAGACCCUCAGUGAAACUCCCAAUGUACAGAGGAACCCGGGCGCUCGCGCUCACAACGACGAUGAAGAGGACGUGGACGAGAAGAAAGACAUAGUCCAGGAAACGCACCUGGAUAUGGACGACGAUGAGGAUAGUGGCUUACCUCCAGACGAAUCUUCCUCAGUCCCGCAGACUGACCCGCUCCAGCUGCUUUCCCUCGAUUCUCCUGACAAACGUCCGUCAUUCUUUACUCGAGUGAAGACAUUCGUGUUUCCGCCGUCAUCGGACGACUUGUCCUACGCACCAAACUACCGGUGCAUUCCCCUUAUAACUGGCAUCGUGGUACCAUUCUCGAUAUUGCUCGAGAUUCCAGGGCUUACCGGGUACUGGUACAUCCGUACCGAGAAUUAUAGUACCGUCCAGACUCGUGCUAACCCAGUCUUAUUGGAUAUCGGCCUUGCAUUUAGCAUGACUUGCGCUGUCCUCGCUAAUGUAUGCAUCAUCCUAAGGUUUCUUGAGAAGCGAGUCGUGACAAUGACAAUACUAUGUAUUGUGUUUCUGUCCAUCCACGAUAUUAUCAAUAUCGUCGCUCUCAUCAUCUUUGGCGUGAGCCACCGAUUUAACGACGGGUUUACCUACGGUGAAGCCUUCUGGAUGACUGUCUGCUCCACAGUCGUAUCGCUCGUCACCAAUGUAAGCCUUAUCAUAGACUUCAUUUGCACUCCUGAUUUCAAGACAAGUGGCAGUGGCCUCACCCGAAAGCAACGCACGCUAAUGAUCAUUCUCAUGAUCCUAUUUGUUUACAUCGCAUUCGGCUCUUUAGUCAAUUCAUUCUUGCUCUCUCUGAGCUUUAUCAACGCGCUUUACUUCACCGUGACGACAAUCGAAACUAUUGGCCUUGGCGACAUUGUGCCUGAUACUCCCGGAUCAAGGAUAUUCAUAUGCUUUUACGCUGCGUUUGGUAUCGUCAAUCUUGCCGUGGUGGUGGGCAUGGUACAAGAGACAGUGAGAGAAGGGCUACAUAUCGGCUAUUUUCGUCGCCUACAGAAUAUUCGAGAACGAAGACGUGCCGCACGGCGACGAAGGAAUGCAGAAAGGCGAUGGCGUUCGGCAGUCAUUUGGAGAUUGCGAGACAAAGGUGCAAAAGUGUGGGUUCAAAAAUGCCGUUCGACAUCCAACUCUUUUUGGGCCAAAGUGAAGAGAAGGUUCUUUAGUGCUGCAGAAAGGAUCCCACACCCCUUGGAUCAUUUCCGUGGAAAACGUUUGAACCUGGAAGCGCUCACACAUGCUGAGUUGAAAGCGGCGGCCAUGGAAGCGGGCGUUCCACUUGAUACACUGCUCCCACCACAGUUUUACGAAGCGCAGAUGCAGAACGAUCACGACGACGAUAAUGCUGAUGACUUGGAGAUUGGGAGCAUAUACCCUGCUUUGUCUGUUCCGCAUUCAGUGUAUGGUAUGAAUGUACGGCGCGGUGCGCAUCGAAUGCUAACGCACCAGCGGCUCGGUGCGAUGGCAGCACUCCUAACGAGAUUUGCAAUUGGAGUUUCUCUGGACGAUAAAGGACCUAUACUACAGGCCACUGUCGGCGACGUCAAAAAUCCUAGCGAAGACUCUGCUUUGAACAAUAAACGUGGCUUGAGGACUGGCGCGGAUGUCUCAGUUGAAGGUGAACAUGACACUGAAAGCUCUACGACAUUCGCUACGACAUCGAGCAGCGACGAUAUAAAUGUCAAAUAUGAUUCGAUGGUCGCGAGAAAGGAAAAGCAUGCUCUUUUCGUGCGCUCGUCCUUGGCAUUGAUAUUCUUCAUUGCGUUCUGGUUGGUUGGCUCUGCAAUAUUUAGUCUGACCGAAGGCUGGUCAUAUGGCUUGUCUAUAUAUUUCUGUUUUAUUGCAUUCACAACGAUUGGGUAUGGUGAUCCCGCGCCCAGGACGCCUGCAGGGCGAUCUGUGUUUGUCGUAUGGGCCCUACUCGGCGUUGCCACAGUGACCGUAUUGAUCUCUGUCGCCUCCGAGGCCUACUCCAAGCGCUAUAAGGCGAUGCUCCAAUGCGACUCUUUCGAGCGAGCCGUCACGACGUACCGCACUCGCACAAAAAAUAUGUAUAUGACGAGGACCCAGUCCCUGUCUGAACCCCAGCCUCCGAGUCAAGCCCAAAGCCCAACCCAGAUUGAGACUCAAUCGUUGACUCCAGCCUCUCCAAACGUGCGAUUCCAACCCCACGUUCCUUCCUCGGGUCUCCGACCACGCACAACUUUUGUUGAGCAGGACGAUGGCGGCGAGGGAAGCCAGCAACCACAAGACACAGAAAUAAAUGCACCGGAUCCCAAUUUACGUGCACAGGACUUGCUCGAGACACUCCCACAGCGCGUCUUAAACGAGGCGCGUUCAUUCCAGGAGUACAUGCGCUAUCUGGGGAACAGUGGCAGUGGCACGAACGCAUACGUGAAUGAGCAGCUGAGGGCGCUCCUGGAUGAUGUGGUUGGCGCGGAUAAUAUGAAGGCGGGCAUAAAAAUGGAUAUUUUGAGGGAUAACGAUACCAGGCGGACGCUCAUCACCUUAAGCAUCGAGAAAUCGUUGAUGGAGCUUAUGACCAUCGCGGAGGAGGCGAUUGCAGGGAUGAAUGAGCGUGACCGUGUUGCUGCGGCCUUGGGCCAGGGGCAGGAAGACGCUGAUGCUGAUGUUGGGGACCCAAUAAUUGCAACCGAUGUUGGAGGCACCAAUGUCGAUGGUGCCCUCUCAUAG
This is a messenger RNA of Suillus plorans, 2802 nucleotides long. RefSeq lists its product as uncharacterized. The coding region runs from base 1 to 2802 and encodes 933 amino acids. Gene Ontology annotation, molecular function: potassium ion leak channel activity. The record is from RefSeq and is a predicted model, not a curated record. Gene Ontology annotation, cellular component: membrane. NCBI's taxonomy places the organism in Eukaryota, Fungi, Basidiomycota, Agaricomycetes, Boletales, Suillaceae. Gene Ontology annotation, biological process: stabilization of membrane potential; potassium ion transmembrane transport. The transcript is spliced from 9 exons.